Molecule: messenger RNA, 1257 nt
Organism: Thyridium curvatum
Lineage: Eukaryota; Fungi; Ascomycota; Sordariomycetes; Thyridiales; Thyridiaceae
Exons: 3
Coding region: 1-1257 (418 amino acids)
Molecular function (GO): hydrolase activity, acting on carbon-nitrogen (but not peptide) bonds
Source: RefSeq, a predicted model, not a curated record
AUGACCAUCACAUACCGAGCUGCUCGCCUGUUGACGAGUAGUGAUGCCGAGAUUAUCCAGGACGGUGUAGUUGUAGUUGAUGGAGAGCUAAUUACAGCAGUUGGCCCAUGGUCAACCGUCAGUACCUCCUUGGGAAACUCGCAAGUGAAAGACCUUGGCGACGUGACUUUGAUGCCGGGGCUCUUUGACUGCCAUGUCCACCUCCAGCUGGAUCCUACCGGCAUGAGCACGACAAAGGUCACCCUGACCGAUGAAGAACUGCUCCCUCUCAUGGCCAAGCACGCAGCCAAGCUCCUGGACGCCGGCGUGACCACCGCGCGGGAUCUCGGAUCUCGAGGGCUGACCGUCAUCACCAUCCGUGAUCGCAUCGCCCGGCACGAGAUACCAGGCCCGCGUAUGCAGUGUGCCAACGCGCCACUCACCGUCCCCGGCGGCCACGCUUGCAGCAUGGGCGGCGAGUGCCAGGGCGUGGAGCAGUGUAGGCAGCUGGUGCGGCAGCACAAGGCCGAGGGCGCGGAUCUGAUCAAAGCCAUGGCCACGGGCGGCUUCCUCACUCCUGGCACCCAUGUAUGGGAGGCUCGGUACUCCCAGGAAGAGAUGGAUGCCAUGGCGGACGAGGCGCGCAAGUGCGGUCUCCCCAUAACUACGCAUGCUAUCGGAACAGAGGGCAUCGAGAGAGCAGUUGAGGCGAGAUUCAACUGCAUUGAACACUGCUCUUUUCUGUCUACCAACCGUAGGGCCAAGUUUGAGCCUGAGAUAGCAAAGAAGAUGGUGGAGUAUAAUGUGUCUGUCUGUCCGACGAUGAACACAGCAUGUAGCCACGAUAACUACUUCUGUCCCUGGGAUGCUAGAGAAGCUGUGAUGGAAGUCCUGGGUUCUCUUCGGAAGGCUGGUGUCAACGUCGUCGUCGGCACCGAUUCUGGCAUUGGACAUUGCCAUUUCGAGCGGUAUGCCGAUGGACUCUUCGCCAUGGCCGAUGCAGGAUUCACUACUCGCGAGAUCAUUGCUGCGGCUACUGAGAAGGCGGCUCGGGUCUGCCGGCUCGAGGGUGUGACCGGCAAGCUUGCAAGAGGCCUUGCGGCUGAUCUGGCUGCCUUUGCUGGUAACCCAUUGGAGGAUAUCAAGGCCUUCGAGCACCCACGCUUUGUCAUGGCUCGUGGCGAGGAGUAUAAGCAACAGCCAAUCCCUCCAAGAGAGGACCUGACUGAGAUCAAAGACCAGGUCAUCAAGAUGCUUCGGGAUGGCGCCGGCAUAUAA